UGUAACACCGGCACGUAGGGUGUUGAAAAUAAUUCACGUCGUGUCGUUGCCGGAGUGUUUUUUUAGGUUAGCACGCAGUUUCUCUUAACAUAUGAAUAAUUUGUGUUACAUAUCCUUUAAAUGCUGAUGUUAAGAUGAAAUGUGGUUAGAUUAUGAAGUGGCCAGAAAGUUGCAUUCAUCGAUGACAGCGUGCUGCGGAUGACUGGUGAUAUAAAUCGAGUGUACCUUAAAUUUGCCGCGAAAAUUUCCAGUGAUUCAGCUCAGUCUGCUGUCUCAUCGGGUAGGAAAACUACUCAUACACAAACAAAAAUAAGCCUAAAAUCAGAUCCGGCUGACUGAGCAAGGACCAAGAAACUGAUGAGGACUUACUAAUGGAAAUGGAUGGUAAUGGCCUACAGACCUCUCACUGUGAUACAAGAUGGUCACAGCAACUGUCAGGCCUUCCUCACAAGCUCCUGCAGCGCCUGAUGCCUUUCCAGAGGGAGGGAGUGGAGUUCGCUUUAUCAAAGAAUGGACGGUGUAUGAUUGCUGAUGAGAUGGGUCUUGGGAAGACGGUGCAGGCCAUCGCCGUGGCGUACGCCUUCAGGCAGGAGUGGCCCCUCCUGGUGGUGAUGCCCUCGUCCCUGAAAUAUCCCUGGAUAGAGGAGCUGGAGAGGUGGAUCCCCGAGCUGCAGCCCGGAGACAUCAACCUGGUGGAGAACAAGAGCGACACCAUGGCUAUGGGCAGCAGUAAGGUGACGGUGCUGGGCUACGGCCUGCUCACCACAGAUGCGCGCCCCCUGGUGGAGGCUCUGAGCAGGCAGCGGUUCGCCGUGGUGGUGGUGGACGAGUCGCAUUAUCUCAAAUCCAGGAAUGCAGCACGGACUAAGAUUUUGGUGCCUUUCAUUCAGAGCGCCAAGCGGGCCAUCCUGCUCACCGGUACCCCUGCCCUGGGACGGCCUGAAGAGCUUUUCAUGCAGAUUGAUGCUCUUUACCCCAAGAGCUUUGGAACCUGGACUGACUAUGCUAAGAAAUACUGCAACGCCCAUUUCAGGUACUUCGGGCAUCGCCGGCAGUGGGACUGUCGCGGGGCAUCCAACCUGGAGGAGCUGCACCAGCGGCUGAGCCGGAUCAUGAUCCGCCGUCUCAAGGCUGAGGUGCUCAGUCAGCUGCCCCCCAAAAUCCGCCAGCGUAUCCCAUUCGACCUGCCGAAGGAGGCGGCAAAGGAGGCCUCGGCCUGCUUCGCCAAGUGGGAGAGCCUGAUGAAGGGAAUGGCGUCGGGGGUCGUCGACACGGACAACCCCUUCAUUGAGGUCAUGGGCUUGGUCACACAAAUGUACAAGCAAACAGCUAUCGCCAAGGCGGGAGCUGUGAAGGACUACAUUAAGAUGAUGCUGGAGGCAGAGCAGCUGAAGUUCCUUGUGUUCGCCCACCACCUCACCAUGCUGCAGGCCUGCACCGAGGCCGUCAUCGAGGCCAAGGCUGGUUACAUCCGUAUCGAUGGCAGCGUCCCGUCCUCAGAGAGAAUCCAGCUGGUCCACAAGUUCCAGAAUGACCCAGAAACCCGAGUGGCCAUCCUCAGCAUCCAGGCAGCCGGUCAGGGUUUGACCUUCACUGCUGCCAGCCACGUGGUGUUUGCCGAGCUCUACUGGAACCCCGGCCACAUCAAGCAGGCUGAGGAUCGCGCCCACCGCAUCGGGCAAACGUCCUCCGUCAACGUGCACUACCUCAUCGCCAAGGGCACCUUUGACACCGUCAUGUGGUCCAUGCUCAACAGGAAGGAAACGGUGACCGGCAGCACUCUGAACGGGAGGAAGGAAUACCUGAAGGCAGACGAGGGUGACAAGGACAGGUGGGAGUUCCUCAACUUUGCCAGCGCGUGGAAGCCGAGCGACACGGAGCUGCCGCUGGAGGGGAAAGACGACAUGUUCUUCACUCAUUUUGAGAAGGAGAAGCAGCACGACAUCCGUUCCUUCUUCUCCCCGAGCGCCGGCAAGGAGAAGAAGAGGAAGCGAACGGAAGAUGAAGAAACAUCUCCCUCCGUCUCCUCAGAGACGACCGCCGCCCCCCCGGCUGACGGAGGAACAAACUCUGAGAAGACAGAGGAGGAGAAGAAAGAGAAGUCCUGCUCCCGAACCCCCACCGCACCAGACAAGGACUUCUCCCCGCAGCUGAAGAGGCUCCGGACGCCGCAGGCCACACCGAGCCCGAAGUCUCGAUCCGGGGGGAAGCGGAGGUCGGCGGCGGCGGCGGCGGGGGGGAGCUCUCUAGUCUCCUUCAUGGCACCGCGGAAGCUGUCGGAGCCCGACCCUCCUGCUGAGAAGUGGAACUGUGGGGCCUGCACAUACUCUAACAGCAGCCUGUUGCCUUACUGCGAGGUGUGCGAGUUCCCACGCUCCUCUUCUGCUGUCACAUCAGAGCCUCUCAGGCCUCAGAAACCCCUCUCAACCGAGAGGGACCUGGCGUGCAUCGUCCUCUCUGGCUCAGACAGCGAGCCAGAGACCAGCCGGGGAAGAGACCAGCCUCCGAAAUCACGCAAAGACAAACAGAGCGAGAAGGAGGAGGAGGAGGAGGAUGAGCCUCCGAAAGACAAACAGAAAUUAGAAGAAGCAGAGGACGAGGACAAGCGGCGGCUCAAAGGCAAACAAUCAGCGGGAGAGCAAGGCGACAACGUCGCUGGUGGCGGCGGCUGCCUCCUCCCUGACCACACACAGGACCAGAGAGCUGCGGUGUGUCUGUCUUCUGCUGCUGAUGCUAAUGACGAUGAUGAGGGCAAUGAUGGAGAUGAUGCCAGCACCGCCCAUCCCGUGUACCCUGGCUUGCAGUUCUGCGCCAGCCAGUACACAGACCGAAUAUAUCUUUACUCCAAGGACGGUACUGCGUUGAACUUGAGCUUCAUCCCCCUGGACAUCAAACUAACCAACUGGGACGACCUGCCUGAAGCCUUCAGCCAGCGCCGGGAAAAUCGAAUACAGGUGCUGCGCUUCGUGCAGGAGUGGAGCAGCCUGCCAGCCAUGAAGCAGAAACUGCUCCGACGCAGCGGCCUCCUCUUCCACAGCCCCGCUCUCGGCUUGCAGCAGCUGGCCGCCGCCCAGCGCCCUCAUUCCAGCACCAAGAGGUACCUCGGUCGAGACGAGGUGGCCCAGGCCUCCCUGAGUAAGGCCCAGCAGGAGGGCGGCAGCAUCAGGCUGGUCACCAAGGAAAACUUCUUCACGAAGAGGAGGUCUGCCUCUUCUCUAACACCACCUGCUUCAGAGAGGCAGGACAAGCAGCCCUGUGAGACAGUGGAGGAGCAGCGAUCAUCAGAGUCUGGCUACCUGCAAGCAGUGGACAGUCAGGGUGUCCCUCUGUGUCUGUCCUGCCAGCAGGCCUGCUCUACCACCGGUGGGGCCUGGGACACCCGAUUCUGCAGCCACAGGUGCCAGGAGGAGUUUCAGUUGCGCUCCAGCCAGACGUACAUGCGCUCUCGGGUGCUGGAGGCGGAGCAGGGCAUCUGUCAGCACUGUGGCCUCCACGCCCACGACCUCUUCCUGAAGGUCCGUGACGCCCCGCCCUCCCAGCGCAAGGAGAUGCUGGAGAACACUUGGCUCGCCCAGCUGUCACUCAAACAGCUGAAUGAGAUGAUCCGCGCUCCGGUCGAAGGGGAUUUCUGGCAGGUCGACCACAUCCGGCCCGUCUACAGCGGAGGAGGACAGUGCUCUCUGGACAACCUGCAGACACUCUGCACUGUCUGCCACAAAACCAGGACGGCUCAGCAAGCCAAAGAACGGAGCCAGAUGAAGAAGAGUGUUGCAGCCUCCAAGGUUGCGUCAGACAUCAGCAGAUUCUUCGUCAAGAAAUGAAAUGGAGGUUUAGUGGAGGUUCGGCGCUCGAAAUGGCGCUCUUGCUUUGUGAGAGGUGUAAAAUGUUCUGAGGUGAACUGUAGCUGGCAAGGUGGGUGAAGAUGCAUCAUGAUUCUUCAAUGACGCGUUAAAUGUCAUUCACCCUGACGGAUAAGGAUAAAAAGGCCAGUUUAUCUUUGAAUCCUGUAAAGAUCCCUACUUUUCUGUGCGAUGAUAUCAGCGGCUUCCUGUUGGAAUUCAGGACUCUGACUAACGCUGAACAUUUCCCUUAAAAAACCAGUGAGGACUGCAUCAAAUGCAAAUUUCAGCCAACUCGUCCCCGAACCGUCACGAGUGCGGUAGUUUUGAUUUAUGAAGGCCCCUUUUUGCUGGAGGCUGAAAUGGAGCAGGUUGUUUAGAGGGAUGUUGCUAUUUUAAGAUUUUGCAAACUUAGUGAAAAGUAGCAGGUGAGAGAUGAAUUGGGGGCUUUGUGAUUAAAACUCGACAGAAAACGCAACCAAGUGUCCUCAUUGGCGCCCUCAACAAGUGACGCCUUGUAAAUCUUUCCUUUUUAGAAGAUAAAUGGACGUUCUCUAGUGAAAUAAAAACCUAUUUUCAUCUUG
Thunnus maccoyii (southern bluefin tuna) is the source of this 4423-nucleotide messenger RNA. It is a transcript of the gene zranb3, whose product is annotated as zinc finger, RAN-binding domain containing 3. The transcript has 22 exons. The record is from RefSeq and is a predicted model, not a curated record. Gene Ontology annotation, cellular component: nuclear replication fork. Gene Ontology annotation, biological process: replication fork processing; DNA repair. The coding region runs from base 372 to 3821 and encodes 1149 amino acids. NCBI's taxonomy places the organism in Eukaryota, Metazoa, Chordata, Actinopteri, Scombriformes, Scombridae. Gene Ontology annotation, molecular function: ATP binding; ATP-dependent chromatin remodeler activity; zinc ion binding.